This is a messenger RNA of Exophiala oligosperma, 2132 nucleotides long. RefSeq lists its product as uncharacterized. Bases 184 to 1806 code for a protein of 540 amino acids. The record is from RefSeq and is a predicted model, not a curated record. Gene Ontology annotation, cellular component: nucleosome; nucleus. The transcript has a single exon. Lineage: Eukaryota; Fungi; Ascomycota; Eurotiomycetes; Chaetothyriales; Herpotrichiellaceae. Gene Ontology annotation, molecular function: histone H3K79 methyltransferase activity; histone binding. Gene Ontology annotation, biological process: DNA repair; DNA damage checkpoint signaling; regulation of transcription regulatory region DNA binding.
GGUUGCCUUGCGCCUGUCUAAAAUCUUUCCAUCUCUCUCAGUCGUGUGAUCCAACAUUCCUUUUCUUUAGAAUUUGGCGCUUUCAUUUCUUUCUUUCUGCGGUCGCAUGUACCAACAGAUCUAGCUUUUGUUAUCAUUGUUUAACCACUAUCGUUUCCCUGCACUUGGUUUCAUUUUGCGACCAUGGGUUCGCUACCGUCACAGCGUCAGCCCUUGUCUGGGUUGGCGGCUCUCAAAGCGAAGAAGCAACCUCCAAAGAUGUUGACUAAAAUGGUCCCCGUUGCUUCAACCGCGAAGCCGACACCAAAGCUUUCCGCAUCUGCGCCAACAUCUUCGAGGAGUCCUACCAUGCGCGGCGCCAGUUCCAAUGGCAUCUCUCGGAAGGGAAGUGUCCCUCGCAAGUCUCUCACUCCAGCUUCCACACAUUCCAGACAGGGCAGCCGAGAACCGCUCGAGCGCAUCAGACAUGAGAAGCACAGCCGAGUCAAGCGGGCCUCGCCUGCUAUAUCAACGCCGCAGUUUACGAGUUCGGAUGAGGAAAGUGAAGAGGAGGACAUGCCUAGAAAGCGAAUGCGCAGGGAUGAACAAGACCCUGUAGACGAGAAGCGCAAAGUUAGAGAUCUCCAAGCAUUCUCCGAGGAUGGUCGCAACCGACGUUCCAUGAUUCACGCCAUCCAGAUUGCCAAUCCACAACCCGAUCAACACGGCAAAGUCAAGUACGAGGAGUUCUUCAAGACAUUGAGAGUGGAUGAGGACGAGUAUCCAGUGAUCGAACUUCAGUAUCCCACCGCAUUACAAGGAGAAAAGUACCAAUUACUCAGGCCGAUUGAUUCGUCUGAUUUCAAGCCGCUGGACGAGAUCGAAGCCAACAUGAGAAUGGUGGCCGAAUAUUAUCUCGAUGUCGCCUCAGCCCGCAAAGUGAACAAUGAAGAAGAAGGCUCGGGUUUUGUGCAAAUGCUACAUCGACACGCGGCCCACGGGCUCAGAGGCCGCGUUGGAGCACAGUCAGAGUAUAUUAAAACAAUUGAGAAGUACAACAGCCUCAUGAAGGAGAAGCGCGACGACGGCACGAUCGCAGAGAAGUUGGACCAAAUGAACCGAGUCGAGCUGAAAUUGGCUGAACACAUUAUUAGAGGUCAGGUUUAUGCUCGCACAGUAUCGCCCAAGGUCGAUUCUGUACGGCAAUAUGAGGCCUUUUCCAACUCCGUCUACGGAGAGCUCCUUCCCAAGUUCUUGAGCCGGAUCUUCAAGGAUACGGGUCUGAAAUCGGAACAUGUGUUUGUCGAUUUAGGCUCCGGAGUUGGCAACUGUGUCGUUCAGGCAGCAUUGGAAACCGGCUGCGAAGCUUGGGGCUGCGAAUACAUGGACAAUCCAAACAAAUUGGCCCAACUUCAGGCUACAGAAUUCCGAGCGAGAUGUCAACUAUGGGGCAUCAAGCCUGGUGAUGUUCAACUGAUUCAUGGUGACUUCCUGAAAAAUGAUAUGAUUCGACAAGUUCUUAAGCGCGCAGACGUCGUCCUGGUCAACAAUCAAGCAUUCUCAGCACAAUUGAACGACAAUCUGAAAUACGUGUUUUUGGAUCUCAAGGAGGGAUGUCAAAUUAUCAGCCUUAAACCAUUCCGCAGCCCUUCACAUAAGAUCAAAGAAUCGAAUCACAAUGAUCCAAUCAACGUGCUGUCAGUGGUGGAAAAGGAGCGCUGGAGUGGCAUGGUCAGUUGGACAGACGAUCCCGGGAAAUGGUAUCAUCAACGGAAAGAUCGGAGAGAAUUGGACGCGUUUCUCAAGACUAUGGGCGGUAGCGAUUAGGUAUUACGACAGGUCCUGCGGUACAGGCCAAGAUCAGAGGGCCAGCGUUGACUUUGGCUGAGCUGAAAUCACCCCUUUUCGGACGAUAGGCCUCGAUGAUGUUUACGAAAUUUUGCAUAGCGUCGGUUUACUAACAGACAUUUCGACCUUUGGAUUGCACUCUCAAUGCGGUACUACCUAUCUGAUAGAAGCUGGCCAGGCGCCGACAUUUAUACCAGCGAUAAAUAGUAUUUUAAUGCAUCAUUACCUUCUAUGAUCAACCAUUGCAGACAAAUCAAUUGUCUUGAAAGCGUCAAGGUCAUCGAGGCUCUUGUGAGGUGUUCUCU